AUGAAUCCUGUGUUAGCCCCUAAUCAGAACACAGAUGAAGCAGCUAUGACAUUGUCUCUCAAUACAGAGACUGAGCACACAUCUACGACUACAUCCAUGAUUUUGCCAGUCUGGGUUUCCUCUUCCAACAACCCAGGAAUAGAAAGGCUUGUCUAUGCUCUGCUCGACACCCAGAGUGACACUGUGUUUAUUGAUGAAGAUGUUAGUCGUAGCUUGACAACCAAGACCUAUCCUGUAAGGCUAAAGCUAACCACCAUGAUCGGAAAGGACACAGUAACACACAGUGAAAGAGUCUCAGGUCUCAGAGUGCGUGGCUAUACCUCCACAAAUCUCAUUGAUCUCCCUCCUGCCUAUACCAAGGACUGCAUACCAGUGAAUCGAAGGCACAUUCCUACCAGUGAAACGGCAAGGCAUUGGAAUCAUCUCAAAGCAAUAGCAGAUGACAUUCCGCCACAUUUAGACUGUGAAGUUGGUCUUCUAAUAGGCUAUAACUGCUCACAGGCACUAGCACCAAGACAGGUCAUCCUAGGAAGAGAUAAUGAACCUUAUGCAGUCCGCACAGACCUAGGAUGGAGCAUCAUAGGCUGCUCACCACCUCACCUUGAAUCUCCUCCUGUCGCCAACAUAUGCCAUAGAGUAACUGUCAAAGAGCUUCCUCCAGUGACUCCAUCCGAUGCCAUUAAAGUACUUGAGUCUGACUUUAAGGACAUCAGCAAGGACAGCAGAACAGUGUCUCAAGAUGACAUCCUCUUCCUGAAUAUGCUAAAGGAAAGCAUUUACAUGAACGCCCAUGGUCACUAUGAGAUGCCUCUCCCUUUUAAAGAGAGGCCCUACCUUCCCAACAACAAGCAGUUAGCUAUCAUCCGGCUCAACCAUCUCAAACGAAAGCUGCUGAACAACAAGAACUACAAGACUCAGUACAUAACGUUUUUGAAUGAGGUAAUUAAAAACAAUGAUGCUGAAGAAGUUCUCUGUGAAGAGAAGGAAGGUGAAACAUGGUAUAUUCCACACCACGGAGUUUAUCAUUCCAAAAAACCAGAGAAGCUCAGAGUGGUUUUUGAUUGCUCGGCUAAGUACAAGGGAACUUGCCUAAAUGAUCAUCUCCUGUCGGGCCCAGAUUUGACAAAUACUCUAGCUGGUGUUCUUAUCAGAUUUCGAAAGAACCAUGUUGCUCUGAUGUGCGACAUUGAAAGGAUGUUUCAUCAGUUUCAUGUGCGCGAAGCGGAUAGAGACUACCUACGUUUCCUGUGGUGGAAGGAUGGAAACUUCAGUGUGGAGCCGCAGGAAUUCCGUAUGAAAGUUCACCUUUUCGGUGCUGCAUCUUCACCGGGAUGUGCCAACUAUGGGUUGAAACAUCUCGCUAAGGAGAACGAGAGCCUGUUUCCUCUGGGCUCCCAAUUCAUUAUGAGGGACUUCUAUGUGGAUGAUGGUGUCACAAGCAUAGCAGAUGUAGAUGAGGCUAUUCAGCUUGCAAAAGAAGCCCAAAGGCUCUGUGCUAUGGGUGGUCUGCGACUACACAAAUUUGUGUGCAACAAUGCAAAGGUGCUUGAGAGUAUAGCACCAUCUGAGCGUGCCACUGAAGUAAAGGCUCUUGAUCUUGCCUUUAGUGAUUCAUCGCUGGAAAGAGCCUUAGGAAUCCACUGGCACAUUGAGUCAGACAGUUUCAGGUUCCAUACCCGUUUGAAGGACCAACCAGAAACCAGGCGUGGUAUACUAUCCACUGUUGCCUCUCUUUAUGACCCACUUGGGCUUAUUGCUCCUUUCCUGCUAACUGGGAAAAGGGUUCUUCAAGAAAUGUGUAGGCAUGGUACAGGUUGGGAUGACCCACUCAUCAGUAAACUGCAACCAGUCUGGAGAUCCUGGAAGAGUGAUCUGGCAAAUUUGGAUAAAAUCACCAUACCCCGAUGCUAUGUACCAGCUGACUUUGGAAAGGUCACAAAGAGAGAGCUACAUCACUUCUCUGAUGCAAGCACGUAUGGUUAUGGCCAGUGCUCUUAUUUGAGACAUGUGAAUGAAAAUGGAACUGUUCAUUGUGCUCUGAUUAUGGCAAAGUCCAGAGUUGCUCCAAUCAAAGCUGUGACCAUCCCCAGGUUAGAACUGACUGCUGCUGUUGUAUCAGUUGCAGCAAGCAAUACUCUAAAGGAAGAACUGGGAAUUUCAGGGAUUGAUGAAUACUUCUGGACAGACUCCAAGGUUGUACUGGGGUACAUUAACAAUGAGGCACGUCGCUUCCACACAUUUGUAUCAAAUAGGAUUCAGAAAAUACAUCUCAGUACAACUCCUCAGCAGUGGCGAUAUGUUUCUACUGACAAGAAUCCUGCAGACCUUGCAUCGAGAGGUUCUAGUGCAAGCAAGCUUCUGACAUCGAACUGGUUUACUGGACCCAAGUUCUUAUGGGAGAAAGAGGUAUCACCAGAGGUAGAGGUAAUCCCAGAAAUCCCAGUUGGGGACCCUGAAGUUAAAAGAGUUCAAGCACUAAAUUUGGAGUCUGCAGAACAAGUGACUCUUUCAGACCGCUUGUCAAAGUUUUCUUCAUGGUGUAAGGUCAAACAAGCUGUUGCACGACUUCUUCGCCGAGCCAAGAGUGACAAGUCAACAAGUCACAGCACAGUUCAGGAGCGAGAGGAUGCACAGCGCAUCAUUAUAAGAGAUUUACAGAGACGAGUGUAUCCAGAUGAGAUCCAGCUACUUAGUAAUGGCUUACAACUUUCACGCCAGAGUAAACUGUUUCGAUUGGAUGCAUUUCUUGACAAAGAUGGAAUCCUCAAGGUGGGAGGAAGACUGGAAAAUGCAUCUCUCCCUGCCUCUCAGAAACAUCCAAUGAUCAUUCCAAAGGACCACCACAUAACGAGGAUGAUAAUAGCUCAUCAUCAUGAACAGGUUAAACACCAAGGAAGGGGUAUAACCAUCAACGAGAUCAGAUCAAAUGGAUACUGGAUCCCAGGAAUGAACAGAGCUGUUGCAUCUUAUGUGCAUCAGUGUGUCAAAUGCAGGAAACUCAGGGGAUCAGUGGAGGAGCAGCGAAUGGCAGACCUGCCAUCUGAGCGGGUGGAUCCAUCUCCACCUUUCACUUAUUGCGGAAUGGACUGUUUUGGGCCAUUUUUUACAAAGCAAGGGCGUAAGGUGAAUAAACGUUAUGGUCUGCUUUUCACAUGCCUUUGUUGUAGAGCAAUUCACAUUGAAAUGGUGAAUGAUAUGUCAGCAGAUGCCUUCAUUAAUGGCCUCCGAUGUUUUGUUUCCAUAAGAGGAGCAGUACGACAAAUAAGAUGUGACCAAGGAAGCAAUUUUGUUGGAGCUAAGAAUGAAAUCUAUAAUGCGCUGAAACAGAUGGAUGUCAAUCGUCUGAGUGCAUUCUUGGCUGAGAGGCAGUGCGACUUCAUUAUGAAUGCUCCCCAUUCAAGCCAUGUUGGAGGUGUCUGGGAGAGACAGAUCAGAACAGUAAGAAAUGUACUUCGGUCCACUCUUUCACUCUCACCUGGAAGAUUAGAUGAUGCCUGUUUAAGGACAUUGUUUUACGAGGCAAUGUCUAUUGUGAACAGCCGUCCACUCACUGUGGAUAACCUGAAUGAUCCAAAUGGUCCAGAACCGCUGACUCCUAAUCACCUACUCACUAUGAAGCCCACUGGAGCCUUACCACCUCCUGGGACGUUCAUCAGAGAAGACAUGUAUGCUCGUAAGAGAUGGCGUCAUAUCCAGUAUCUAGCAGAGCAAUUCUGGAACCGCUGGAGAAGAGAGUAUCUCUCUAAUAUUGCCACUAGACAACGUUGGCAUAUUCCUAGAAGGAAUCUGAAAGUUGGUGACAUAGUCAUCGAAAGGAUGGAUGAUUUGCCACGGAACGAGUGGAGAUUAGCCAGAGUUGAAGAAACAGUCGCUGAUAAAGAUGGGCUUGUCAGGAAAGUUAAGAUUCGUCUUGGAGACCAGAAAAUGAAAAGGGAGGGUCAAUGUUCUGGCAAGCCAUCUAUUGUUGAACGGCCCAUUCAGAAACUGAUCUUGCUUUUAGAGGCUGUCUAAGACAACGACUAUAUCCUUUAUUGUAUGAAGACUUGUGGACAUUACCUGCAGGCUCAUGCAUGUAUAAUUCUUUGUUUUUGUUAUGUAAAAGGCCUUGUGGUGAGGGUCAUUUGUUUUUAAAAAUCAUUCGUGUUAUGGUUCUCCCUUUUGUUAAAACACUCAUGAUUUGGUGGGAGUGUAAAUGACCUUUAAAUUUGGUAAAUAUUUUUACCUUUGUUUGAUAGGUACUUCGGUUUUAUUUUGAAAUCCAUGCUUUUAUUUUGAAACAGGAAACUGGCGCAAAACCGUUAAAGAGCUUGUUAGUAACGGUUCUUUUAGGAUAUGGUAAAUUGUGUGCCUUAAAGUGGAAAAUAUGUAUGUUUCCUUUGCCAAUUAGUACCUGGCUGACAGUGGCACAAGGUUUGUUAAAGUUUCCUUUAACGGAAUAAGUUAAGUGCAAUCAAAAUGUCGUUUAAUAGUUUAUGUUUUGUUAACCUUGACCUUGACCUUUAUGUGUAGUUGUAAGUUAGUGAGGUGAUAUAAUGAAUUGAGUGAUGUAAAUUUGAUGUAUAUGCUAUAUGUGAGCAGGAGAAAUUUGUUUCUUUUGAUUAUUAAUAUUGCUGGUUUGGUUUUGUUCCUAGCUCUUACGGU
Messenger RNA from Oreochromis niloticus (Nile tilapia), 4641 nucleotides. RefSeq lists its product as uncharacterized. The coding region runs from base 1 to 4011 and encodes 1336 amino acids. Gene Ontology annotation, biological process: DNA integration. The transcript has a single exon. The record is from RefSeq and is a predicted model, not a curated record. Gene Ontology annotation, molecular function: nucleic acid binding. Lineage: Eukaryota; Metazoa; Chordata; Actinopteri; Cichliformes; Cichlidae.